AUGAACGUACCAAAUAGCAGCACGAGCGAAGGAAUUCGGAAAUGUUUGAAAGAAAGAAUAUUGGACGACAUGCUCGGCGCUUUUAACAGUUUCAAGGAAGAAGAAGAAGAAGAAAAUGGUGAAGGCGUUUUGUCUCAAUCGGCGUUCGAGUGGAGAGUUUUGAUUUUAGACGACGUGACGACCAAAGUCGUCUCUUCCGCGGUAGGGAUGGCUGACUUGAUGGCUGAACGGUCCAUCACGAGCGUCGAGUCUAUUCUCAAAUCUCGCGAACCGCAACCAGAAAGGGAAGCGAUAUAUUUUAUUUCUCCAACAAACGAGAAAGCGAUACGAGCGUUGAUUGACGACUGGGACGUGAGCGAAACUAAUGAUGAUGAAAAAGGCGAUAGCAACGAAGAGGAGCAGAAGAAGAAGAAGAAGAAGAAGAAAAUAGCACUCUUCGGCAACAAAAAGUACAACAGCAACAACAAGAAAGAGUCAAAGAAGAAACCAACGAACCCGUAUCGCGCGGCGCACGUAUUCUUUUCCUCACCGGUUCAAAAAGAAACGCUUCUACGAUUGCAACAGACGGCAAACUUAAUACGACAUUUGAAGACGUGCAAAGAAGUAUACGCGGAGUUCCAAGUGAAUGAUUCGAGAUCUUUCUCGGUCGAUUACGCCGGUGCGUUACCGGCGUUAUUUGGCGAACGCGGUAGAACUUUGGGCGAAUGUGUCGACGCGUGUUCGACGCGUUUAUCCACAAUGCUAUCGACGAUUGGAGAAUUAAAUGCAAACGUUCGGUAUAAGAAAGGAGCCAUGAACGAAGACGGGGAAAUUAUCGGAAGAAACGCAUGCGAAGCGGUAGCGAGACAGACGGAGUAUUUGCUCUCAAACAUGCGAGAGAAAAAAUCAACGGACGAGGAGACGAAGAGAACGAAUGGCUCCGUUAGCUCGAAUCUAGGCACAUGUGGAGAUACAUCUACGUGCGAGGUGUUGAUAUUAGACCGAUCGUUUGACUACGUCGCUCCAAUUAUUCACGAGUGGACGUACGAAGCUAUAAUUCACGAUCUCUUGAACGUACCAAAUUCUGUGUACACGUACUCUAUAAAUACAAAGAAAGGUGUUGAAGAGAAAAUAGCGAAAUUAGAUGAAAAAGAUGCCUUAUUUGUAGAGCUGCGACACGCUCACGUCGCGAAAGUAAUGGGUGAUUUGUUUGAAAAAGGGCGCAUUGAAAAUGAAGCGAACCAGAAGAACGCCUCGAAUUCAGACAUUAAGAGAAUGGUACAAGCGUUGCCGGAAACCUUAGCAAGACGAGCGAAACUUAGUAUUCACACCUCAAUAGCUGCUGAACUAAACCACGUGCUGAAUGUUUGCGACUUAGCUUUAAUAGGGAGAAUGGAGCAAAUGGUUGCUUUCGGGGAAGCGACAUCGAAAGACAUUAUUCAUCUGUUAUCCAGUCCUCCUUCAAGCGUAGUCGACAACGCGAACGGGGGAGGAAGCAAUGCGCCAUCGACAAUUACCAUUGAACAAAUGCUACCGGCAGCAGAAAAGCUUAGACUAUUGAUGAUUUACGCUGCCACGCAUCCAGAGAAGAUUGACGAGCAAGAAGCGCUGAAAUGGAUUCAAGCGAGUGGUUUAACCGAGAAAGAUAUCGACACCGUCGUAAAAUUAGAACAGCUCGGAGCAAAGAUUCGUAAAACAGAUGCAACAACUUCAAAAAGUACGCGGAUGAACAGACCUCGAGUAGAUGAGCGAUUGAAAGCGCCGUCAAGUAACCAGUCUGAAGCGAGCUUUGACCGAUUUGUUCCAAGAGUCGCGGCAAUAGUGCGAGAAUUGGACGGUAACUCGCUUUCACCAGACGAUUUCCCGUCCUGUUCUGUUUUACCUUCAUUCACUAACGAAGCAAACGGCAAAAAUAGCGACGGUGCGAAGACUUUCCAAGACGGCACCAACAUUCGCGUCGGCGAUGACGGGUCGAAGAGUUCGGGCUCGAAUUUUUCAGCCCGCCCCCAAACAAAAUUAGGACGAUGGGCGUUGCACGCUCGAAGUGGUUCGGCGAUUCCUGAUGUUCCAAGUCGAACGGGAACGCCGGAUUCUUUCACAGAAGACGAUAUGGAAAAGAAGAGAAAAAUAAAGAAGAAACGCCUAAUCGUCUUCGUCUUGGGAGGCGUGACUCGUGGCGAGAUUCGAGAGGGAUUUCAUUUGAGCGAGGAGCUCGACCGCGACGUGUUCAUCGGCGGUACGAAUAUUUUGAAUCCAGAAGCGUUCAUCGGUGAUUUGAUGAGCAUGGAGGGAUCGCUGACUUUACAAAGCCCAUCGCGCGUUUUGUCUUCUCCGUCUCCACCUCUUCUUCCUGAUGUUGCCCUUGGACAACUUCACCCAAGUACACCUCCUCCUCAUCAACACUCUCACCUCAAAACGCAAAAUGCGAAUAUAGCAUCUCCGGAAGCUACAAAGUCGCCACAGAUGGAUCCGAAAGAAUUAGAAAAGCUACUGAGCGGUUUAGAAGAGUUAUAA
Bathycoccus prasinos is the source of this 2493-nucleotide messenger RNA. RefSeq lists its product with no specific name. NCBI's taxonomy places the organism in Eukaryota, Viridiplantae, Chlorophyta, Mamiellophyceae, Mamiellales, Bathycoccaceae. Gene Ontology annotation, biological process: intracellular protein transport; vesicle-mediated transport. Gene Ontology annotation, cellular component: plasma membrane; secretory granule. The record is from RefSeq and is a predicted model, not a curated record. The transcript has a single exon. The coding region runs from base 1 to 2493 and encodes 830 amino acids. Gene Ontology annotation, molecular function: syntaxin binding.